AACCCCUCCUGCCAAGAUGAUGAUGUCAGCAGAUUUUUCCUCUCCCCUCUAAAAAGCGAGCGGAUAGCCUAGCAAAUAUUUUUUAUUCGGACGAGUGUGCUUGAAAGAGACGGAUCAGAAAUUGGCACUCAACUAUUAAAUAAAACAACGAGGUUUUACUGAACCUAAUGGAGAGGGUCAAUGUUGACGGCCUCGGUGAAGUGAAAAAAGGGGCAAAAGAUGACGCUAACUCAAAAGAAAAGACUACCCCUGGUCCAGGUGUAGUUCAAAAUAAACAACAAAUCCCAGGUUUAGCUCCAUCUGGUGCUCAGCAAAAUUUUUGCUUCUUAAAAAAUGAAGACGGAGACAGUGUUUUGAAGACAUGGGCCUUGAUUUUGCAUUAUGGGUUUGAAGGAACAAGUGGCGAUAGAUCACAAGGCGAUUGGGCUGAUGUAGAAAACUUGAAAAGCGUAUUUCAAAAUCGUAAUUGCACGUACAGGGUCGAAAGUCCAAAUAAAGAGGACCUCCUUCGCUAUUUCAGUAAUGAAGGCGAAAUGAAGAAAUUGUUUGACGAUAAUCAGGAACCGAAUCUUUUCAUUGUAUUCAUUAUGACUCACGGAUAUCCUGACGGAGAGCUCACAACACACUACAAAGAUAAUAGAGAUGAAUUCGAAAAUUUCAAUGUGUCGGAAAUUUGGAAGGAACCCCUAUUUGUAAACAAAUUAAAGCUUUUGUUUGUGGUGGCCUGCCGAGGAAACAUUAUGGACGUGCAAUCGGAAGUAGUUCUAGAUACUAAAAUGAUACAAACAAAAGACAUGGAGCGGCUAAGUACAAAAAUAGUUACAAAAGAUAACCCUGAGAACAAAAAUGCUGUGAGGUUGACGCCUGGUCCAAACACCUUCAACUGGAUCAUAGUUUUUGCUUGUGUCGAAACUUGUUUUGGCGUGAGAAAUCUUGACGGUACAUAUUUGGUUCAAGCGUUUACAAAAUGCAUAAACGAACUUGAUUGUGACGUGGAUUUGCCUGCUUUCUUAACCAGAAUGCACAAAUACGCUGAAGAUCUAAAUAAAACGGUUGGUGUAGGAAUUACCAUGGAAGCCAAAAUUUUUAAGCAUCCAGAUUACUCAAAGCUGAAAAUAUCUAGGUGCGAAGAAGUGCAUAAUAAUGACGCCUAUGAAAGCUUUAUGUAUAACUUUACCUCUGUCACUGGAGCUCCUUUAAAAGGAGGAUGCGUUCAGUAUUACUGCAAUUGCUUAAGCACAUGUGGAAGCGACUGUGAUAAACUUCAAAAAGUUUUCAAAAAGAAACUCGCAUUCGACAUCAAUCCCUGCAAAUCCAAAAAGGAUCUUGAAGUUGCAAUGCAAACAGAAAAUACAAGUGCUGCAGUUAUUAUUUGCAUAAAGACAAGGCUCUCAGUGGAUUCUGAAAGCGAUGGCGAUGCAGGAAAUGAUAAAAAAAAACAGAGAGAGAUUUUUGCCUCCAUGAGGACUGAACAGGGUAACACUGUAGCUGUCCCCAUUAAGGAGAUUCUGUACAACUUGAUACCCGCGACGACGAAAAAUUAUGUUGGAAAGCCGAAGUUGUGCGUGUUUUUGCACGAAGGCACUGCCGUUCAAAUGGAAAAAAGUCAAAUUGAAGUUUGUUAUGCCAUCGAUCCUUCCACCAGAAAACGAAGGAGUGGAACUAUGCACAGCGGCUUUUUAAUUCUGAUUUUGCCACAAAUAGACUCGGCAACUUUCUUCAUUGACGAAAUGGACAAAUUGUCUGUGCAACGAGAUUCAACCUAUCAACAGCUAUUUUAUGACAUCUUACAAAAGGCCAAUUCUGGUGAUUCUUCAGAAACUUUAAAUCCACAGUUAAUCAGCACAGGUCCUCUGCUAUUUAAAAUUCAAUAUCCAAAGCCGAUCAUGUCAAAUUUUUAUAUACAGAGGAAUAAUGGCAAAAACGAAACAAUCAACACUCUGGAAGGCCUUGUUGAAAAAAUGAAUUUCCAAGACACGACUCCGUCAUUUUGGCUGAUUCACUCAUUGCCAGAAAGAGGCAAAUCACACUUGAUUGAUUAUCUUGAAAAUCGUGCAAAAGUCACCAGAUCAACGAUUCUCCUCAACUUCUUUGAAGACUAUUUGUAUUUGCGGAACAAAAAAACAUCAUAUACGUGCGCCAAAAAAUUCGCAGAGAAUUAUCUCAUGCAUAACCACAUUUUGCGUAAAGUCGGUCAAAACGAGAUCAUAAUCCUAGAUGAUUUUGACGCAGCGGAGCCAAAACUGAAAGAAAACUUCAUGAAACUAGUACCUUGCUUACUCAAUGAAGGCUUUUCCGUGUGGAUUGGCACCAGGCCACAUACAAAUGAUUUCGUCAAGAGUAAGUUGCCGGCCAACGCUAUCAACAGCUUGGAAAUCAAACAAUGGACCGAAGAAGAGCAUGAUGUUUUUUUUAAGCACUGCCUAAUGAAUGACGAAAAAUUCACUAUUCAAAGGACUAAAUUUCAGUUAUGGGAGGCAGAAGAUUUAUUGCAGUCACCAUGGCUCAUGCGCAAAAUUGCUGCAAACGUUGAAGAAGAAAUAGAAGAAGACAAGAAUCUGUUUCUGUUCUGCGAGAAGUUCUUGGGAAAAAGAAUUGAUGAAAUAUUGCAGGGACAUUGGUUGGGCAUAAUCAAAGAGAAUAACAACAACUACGACCUUGUCUUUGAGGACUACAUGAAAUGCCUCCAGUUGUGCGCUUUGUUUUAUUUUUCAAAUAAUUUCGCACAGAAAAAUUUGCUUAAAGAUGAUCAAAUCGCUCAAAUCAACAAUACAGGGAUUUUCUCAAUUCAAAACGAUAAGGUCAUAGUUGUUAGCGAAACUUUGGCCAAGUACUUGGCCUUCAACGCACUGCAAACCGAGGACUUUGGAGCGGAGGGGCCAAAAAUCAGAAUUGCAGAGGCUUCGUUUGAAAAAAUGAAGGAAGCGUGCAGAAUUAUGACUAAUCACUUUAUUGAUCAUAUUGGAGGUGAAAAAACUAAAUUUGACGACUUGUGGGCAUCGUUCAAGCAACAUAUCGCACUGGAGAUUUAAGAGCAAGAUAAAUUAACAGUUUGUACAUAGUAAAAUUUAUUCGAUUUAUUUUUAUUCUUUUUUUUGUUGCUAAAAAUUAAAAUAUUUUGCGCAACAAGAAAAAAUACAUAGUUGAAGAGAUAAAAUUUAAUUUCUUAUCUGAUCAGCGCCUGAAAAAAAUAUUUCUGCGCUCUAAAGUGAUGUUACAUUUAUUAAUAUGCAAAUAAAAUAUUUUAAAUUUAAAAAAUUUUCAUUUUAAUUAUAACUUUCACUUUGAGGUAUGUCCUUAAAUCAUAACUAUGACUGUCUUUUAUUGCUUUGAACAAUUACAAAAAUUAAAAUGCAAAUUACAACUGUUGAUAACUCACAGAGCAUGCUGUUUAGCAUUGUUAACUAGUAAGCGUGCAUUAAUAAUCUACUUUUUUAUAUCAAUUAAAUAUCUUGGUGAUUUGAAUUUAAAUUUUAAAUAUCUGUUUAAUCUUAAUGCGCAAAAAUAUUAAAAGUUAG
Neocloeon triangulifer is the source of this 3518-nucleotide messenger RNA. RefSeq lists its product as uncharacterized. The record is from RefSeq and is a predicted model, not a curated record. Gene Ontology annotation, molecular function: cysteine-type endopeptidase activity. Lineage: Eukaryota; Metazoa; Arthropoda; Insecta; Ephemeroptera; Baetidae. Bases 168 to 3032 code for a protein of 954 amino acids. Gene Ontology annotation, biological process: proteolysis. The transcript has 10 exons.